GACGGAUACCGUUUCAGACCCAAUCAUUCAAAAACAUACAAACAUACAAACAUACAAAAUACACCAUGGCAUACAACAAUAAUCAACAAAUUCCCUUCUGGGACUUUGUGCGAGCAUUCGAUUUGAGCGGCACUGGUGUUGACCAUGCUCAUCCAAGUCGGACAUUCGAAGGCGAACCGCCAUUUGGUCCAGGACCACAGCCAGCUCAAGCAAGCGGCUCUCACCCUCCACCACCCCCACCACCAGGAUCAUUCCCAUGGGGAGGUGUUCACGGCCCUUUUGGCUUUCCAGGUGGGUUCGGACAUCAUGCAUUUGGUGGCCCAGGCGUCCAUUGUCGAGGCGGACGUCGAGAACGUCACUGUCGUCGUGACCACUCUGGCGACAGAUCCAGAUCUCGCGCUGCAUCGCCUAGUGGCGAGGAACCUGAAGGUGAAGGACCAGACGGUCCAGCAGGAGAGCACCGGAGACAUAGAGGCCAUGGCAGACAUGGAAGACAUGAUCAUUCUGAAGGUGAGGAAGAGCAUGGGCAUGACGGCCCCCGACGAGGUCGUGGAUUUGGAGGACGAGGAAGAGGACACAGAGGUGGAUGGGGACAUCACGGUCGCAGAGGAUCUCCUGCUUUUGGAGGUCCAGGAGGGAUGGGUGCAUUCGAUUUGAGCGCCCUUCUUAAUGCCUUCAACAACCACCCAAUCGGACAGCAAUCAUGGGCACAAAUGCUCCGUCAAUACGCUCAACAGGCAGGGCUUGCAGGCGACAGCCAACGAUCAGGCGAGACUGGCAUCCCUGAAGGAUUCGAAAACACCUUCACCCCUCCCAUCGAUGCCUUUUCCACCGAGACGGCAUAUAUCCUACACAUUGCUUUGCCAGGAGCAAAAAAGGAAGACGUCGGGGUCAACUAUGACUCUGACAAGGGGGAGCUGAAUGUCGCUGGUGUGGUAUACAGACAAGGCGAUGAAGAAUUCUUGAAGUCUCUGUCGCAGAGUGAGAGAAAAGUAGGUGUAUUCGAGCGCACCAUCAAGCUCCCACCUGCGAAUGAAGAGAAGGAGGAAGUUAAUGGAGAUGGCAUCACUGCAAAGCUUGAGGAUGGCGUUCUAGUCGUCACUGUCCCUAAAGUUGAGAAGGAAUGGACUGAGGUCAAGAAAGUUGACAUCAACUAAGUGUAGGUGGUCGAUAAUGGUACGGGUAGGCGUUGGGAUCGGACCUGGAUUUGAUUUUGGAUUUUAUCUUGGAUUUGGACCUCCUUAGCAUUUUAUCAUUUUAUUACAUCUGGUACCCGAGUCCUCUUAACAGGUCAGAGAAAACAAUACAAAAAAAUACCAUCUGGCAAUACCAACACUGCUCCUUUCCAUGUGAUACAAUGGUGACAACUACGAAAUGCCAUAGGUAGGUAGGGAAUAUACAAAGGUACUUAGAAUAGUAAAAUGUUAGUAGUCGCAUGGUCCAGGAAACGUGAAGAUAUUCAGGUACAUUUUGCUAGGAUUCGAAUUAAUCAAGGCAUGCCUUGCUCGGCCGAACCCAAAUACACUCCAGCUUAAUUUCCUCGAAUGUUGUGGUCUGUGCCAGCCGCAAUGGAC
Messenger RNA from Cadophora gregata, 1574 nucleotides. RefSeq lists its product as uncharacterized. The coding region runs from base 66 to 1157 and encodes 363 amino acids. Gene Ontology annotation, biological process: response to hydrogen peroxide; response to heat; protein complex oligomerization. The record is from RefSeq and is a predicted model, not a curated record. The transcript has a single exon. Lineage: Eukaryota; Fungi; Ascomycota; Leotiomycetes; Helotiales; Ploettnerulaceae.